ACCCUGGGAGAGAUCUUGGUGCUGACCCUAACCCUAACCCUUGCAAUCACUGUAUGUGCGCGAAGGAGAUGUUGAUACGUGCCUUCUACAUCAAAGCAAUGUAAUUAUAGCUUUGGCGAUCACUGUGAUGGACGGCACACCGGCAUGCCUUCGCCUCCGCUUCGAUGCAAGGCUCAAACGCUGAAGCAGGCUAGAGCCUCCUUCAAAUCUCGUGAUCGGCCUUCCAUCUCGGACAGAGAGCAGAAACAGCUCGAUCGCGCCAUUCAGUUGGAUCGGCGGGCAUGGGGAGUCAAGGAGCGGGAGAAGAGACGAGCUGAGGCGGUCAAGCAGAGGCAGGAAAAGGAACGAAGGGAGAAACUUGAGCGGUCGAAGGUCAAGCAAGCAGAGUCCGGAGACAGGCGCUGCGACCGGUUCGGGUUCAUGGGCAGUCAGGUGUGCUUGGGUGCGUUCUUUGGUCAGGGUGAAGCGAAGGUGGAGCUUGGAGGCGGUGUUGGCUCGGGCAAGGCGACAGACAGUCACGACAAGGAGAAUGUGAAGAGCACAGACUCUAAGCAGGACGACGACUAUGGAGAGGACAUUGUCGACGACGAAGCGCUUUUGCGGGUCUUAAAUGCGGCAACAGUAGAACAGCAUCCCAAGCAAAGUCCCACGGUACAGUCCGCUUCAGCGAACAAACCCGGACGAUCUACCAUAAGCGACGACCUUGCCGACUUCUUGGACGAGCUUGGCAGCAGCACGCAGAUAUCGCGAGAACUGGACGAUGGGCAGCCGUGCCGAAUGUUCGAAGUCGAGAGAUCCGUGGAGAAGGCGGGACGAGACCGUGUUCUCAUGCCGCCUCCACCGUUGCCUCUCAAGCCUGCGCUGAUGCCAGCAGUGCUGAAGAAGCAAGACGCUUCUAGUGAAGUUCUCGAGAUCUUGCCACCGGUUGCGCCGCUCGGAGCUGCCACCGAAUUCACGGUAGCGGAGUUGGAGUGCUUCGUGGCGGACGACUUGCAACUCACUCAGGCUGAACCGGUGUGAGAUGCGCCUGGAAGACUGACUAUGGCAAAUCUACCAAUUCUACAUGGUUUUCAGAACGGCG
Molecule: messenger RNA, 1081 nt
Organism: Baudoinia panamericana UAMH 10762
Lineage: Eukaryota; Fungi; Ascomycota; Dothideomycetes; Mycosphaerellales; Teratosphaeriaceae
Exons: 1
Coding region: 145-1020 (291 amino acids)
Source: RefSeq, a predicted model, not a curated record